UACCGCAACAUUUUGAUCAGCCAUGGACAAGAUUCCUCGCCUCACCGCACAGAUGCAGCACCCAAAUGUCAUAACGGACGCCUGGGCCACAAAGUCACCCUGCGAACAGAUCUUGUUCGAACAUGUCUUGACCUUUUUCGACGUUUUGGAGCUCACGGCAUUGGCAGGUGCUAAUCGUUACUUCCACCAGAUGCAGUGGCCUCGCUCUGCAAUUUUGUAUGACUUUGACAGUCGGCCGCUGGACUUGGAAAGCCUCGACUCCAAGCUCGAACGGUUAGGGGAGAGGCUUCGAAGUGCUGCAAGCGAGGAAGAGCGAUGCCGCACAGCAUGGGCGCUCACUGUUCUUUUGAACUCAUGCUAUUUAGGCGAGUGGGGAGACGGAGGCAAAUUGGCACGUAUGUUGGCUUCAGCCUUAGUGAUCCCAGCACCUUGGGCUUCGAUGUCGACCGCCUGUGCCAUCGCUCAGUUGCUCCGAUGUUCUGACACUACCCUCAACAACUUGCUGGCAGAGGUGGGUGUCACUGAGGUGUUGGUGCAGCUGGUUCAGCAUACCUCAGCUCCAGUGCAGCAAGUGGCCCUGAAGGCGAUCGCAUAUGCCGCAAAUGCCGGGAUAUGUUUAGAGGUAGGGGAUUCCUUGAUCUCGAGGCUCGCAACCGAUUUGAUCCCUACAAUCAUCUCAAUUGCAAGGUGGGGAGCCUAUCCGAACCAACCGGAAGCAGUGAAAGCAAUCGAGGCUCUAGCGGCAGGCAGCGGCGAUGACCAGUUGAAGGUUGUUAUCCCAGACGUGUUGGAAUUUCUGGUGCACGAGCGUGCUGAGAUGAAAAAGGCGGCUGCUACAGCACUGGUGCAUCUAAUGCUUAUCGGAGAGGACUUCGUGAUCAAAGCUUGUGAGCACGGCUGCCUCCCGAAGCUGGUCGACGGUUGCUGGCGCAGCACAGGCUUUCACCAAGAAAUGCUGCUAAUGUGCCUGGAGCUCAUAACCAUGAGGGAGGCAUGCCAACAGAUGGCCGUGCAGCAUGGUAUUUUGGAACUGCUGUUCCAAAGACUGCAGGAUGGGAACGUCAUGAUGGACCGCGAUAGACAACGACGGAUCUUUUACAUGCUGCUGGCCGUCCCAACCGAUGCAAGAACUGCCUUUUUGCAGGAGAGUCAAAGGCGGAGAGCUUCCGCCAUCCGGCACAUGACCUGGAUUGCGCGACAACGGGGCAAUCCGAACUCGGCUUCCGCGGAGGAAUUGCUGGAACUGCUAGGCUAGAAAAA
Messenger RNA from Cladocopium goreaui, 1260 nucleotides. Lineage: Eukaryota; Dinophyceae; Suessiales; Symbiodiniaceae. The record is from the annotation of a GenBank genome assembly.